Molecule: messenger RNA, 556 nt
Organism: Tribolium madens (black flour beetle)
Lineage: Eukaryota; Metazoa; Arthropoda; Insecta; Coleoptera; Tenebrionidae
Product: protein PYRICULARIA ORYZAE RESISTANCE 21-like
Exons: 3
Coding region: 108-509 (133 amino acids)
Source: RefSeq, a predicted model, not a curated record
UACCUGGUUGUGCUAUACCUAUACCAGCAUCAGCAACGAAAAAAUCUGAAUAAAACGUCAAACAAAACAAGACAAGUGACACAAAAAUUGCAAAAUUUCCAGUUAGGAUGAGCAUCCUCUCCAGACCCCUAAGACACAAUUUAGCUUUUAUCAGACACUAUUUCUGGAGAAAAGUCAAAGAGGGAUGCGAAUGUCCACCGCCACCACCCGAUAAAAUUGUCGAAGAGAAAAAAUGUAUUCCUUGCAGUUUCGUGAACUGGAAGCCGAAACCUAGGAAAGCCAUUGAAUGUAGACUCAAAGAGAGCAAGAAACCUAAACAACCUAGAAGAUGUUACGCUGGAAUGAAGCUAAAACCGCCUGCACCCGACUGUAAAGGUGAAGCAAUCGAUCCUUUUAAAAAGAAAUGUUGCCAAGGACAAAAGCAACCUCCACCAGAAGAACCUCCAGCCCCAAAACCGCCAGAAAAAGCAAUUCCAUUCGCAGAUUGGGAUAUAAACUGUAAAGAAUAAUCAAAAAAAUUGUAAAACAUGAAACGAAAUAAAGUAAUCGAAAUUUU